Gekko japonicus is the source of this 1515-nucleotide messenger RNA. It is a transcript of the gene DNAJC9, whose product is annotated as DnaJ heat shock protein family (Hsp40) member C9. NCBI's taxonomy places the organism in Eukaryota, Metazoa, Chordata, Lepidosauria, Squamata, Gekkonidae. The record is from RefSeq and is a predicted model, not a curated record. The coding region runs from base 26 to 805 and encodes 259 amino acids. Gene Ontology annotation, molecular function: heat shock protein binding. The transcript has 5 exons. Gene Ontology annotation, cellular component: cytoplasm; nucleus.
GUGGAGGCGCAACAGCAGCUGGGCGAUGGGGCUGCUGGAGCAGUGUCGGGAGGCCUUUGCCGCCGGCGACUUGUACCAGGUGCUGGGCGUGCCGUGCAGCGCUUCGGCAGAGGAGAUCCGCCGUGGCUACCGCAAGGCCUCCCUGCGGGUGCACCCGGACCGCGCCGACCUGCCGGACAAGGAGAAAGCCACCCGGCACUUCCAGAUCUUGGGCAAGGUGUAUGCAGUGCUGAGUGACCAAGAGCAGCGAACUCUGUAUGACCAGCAGGGCAUUGUAGACGAGGAGUCGACUGUGCUGAGCCAGGACCGCAACUGGGAAGAGUACUGGAAACUGAUCUUCAAAGAAGUAACUUUAAAAGAUAUUAAAGAUUUUAAGAAGAAUUACACUGAUUCUACAGAAGAGUUGGAGGACAUUAAAACAGCAUAUAAGAACUGUAAAGGUGAUAUGGACCAAAUUAUGGAUAAAGUAUUGUGUGCAGAUUAUACAGAUGAACCAAGAAUAAGGACAAUUAUCCAACAAGCCAUUGAUUUGGGAGAACUUCCAUUCUACAAAGCCUUUGCCAAAGAGUCUAAGCAAAAGAUGAAUGCAAGAAAAAGGAGGGCUGAAAAAGAGGCUAAAGAGGCAGAAAAAGCCAGAGAAGAACUAGGUCUUGAUAAAGAUGAUGAUGUCAGAGCAUUAAUUCAGAGAAAAAAUGAGAAUCGGAAAAAGGAAAUGGAUGACUUUCUGGCUCAGAUGGAAACAAAGUACGGAAAUUCCUCCAAAAAAGGAGGCAAGAAAACAGCAGCCAAGAAAAGAAGUAAAUGAGUGUUUUUUUCUAGAUAUAUUUUUCUUCAUGUCUUCCAUUUACAUUAAUCCUGCUCUGAGACAGCUGAAGGAAAAGCACUUCUUCAUCUAUUUAUGGCUAUGGGUAUAGUGUGGUACACAUGUUCAAAAAUGUGAGGUGUAAAAUCUGUGUAAUUUUCCAGAAUGCUGCGGAAGAGUAAGAUAUCGGCAAGUUUACAUCGAUUUUUGAAUGAUGUUUGGUUACUUCUGGAAAGCGCACUCGUGUGCAUAAGUGCAAAUAUUUCACGAUUUUAUAAAAGCAUUUGUUAAACUCAAUAAACAGUGUUUUGAUUGUGACAAAUAUAGAUCCAAAAUACCGACUGGGAAAGAUUGUCUUAAAUGUUUCUGAAGACACUUAAGAAAACAUUGUGAAAACAGGUACCUUUUAACAUCUAUUAUUAUCAGCAUAAGACAGGGCCCUCUACUUGCAAGACAUGAGAAUGGCUGUUAACAAUAGGACUUUUCGGAAGACAUCAAUUCAUAGGGUUGCCAUAGGUCAUUAGUGACUUGACAGCCCUUGACACACACACACAUUAUUGGCAGAACUUGCAGUAAAACUAUUCCCAAAAGGUUCCGUGUGCUAUAGCUGAGCUGUAAUUCCAGUAGCUCUUAUUAGUGGGCCCUUCAGACACUUAAGAACAUAAGAGACGCCAAAGUUGGAUCAGGCCAAAGGCCCAUCCCAUCCAACACUU